UCCCGGCGAUCUCAAUCGUGGUCACGAUGCAUACAUUAUCGUCGCUGGUGAUUUUUGGCUGCUCGAUAUUCGUUGCGAGUGCGUUAUACGCUCCAGGGAAUUAUCAAGGAAAGACCGGCUCCGAGUCAGCGGGAUCCCUGGGAUCGAAGAUUAUCGGAGGGGAGUUGGCCGCCAUAGAGAAAUAUCCAUUUGCAGUCUCGUUGCAGAACAAUGGCACGUUUUUUGGGCACGAAGUCGAGCAUUUCUGCGGCGGCGGUAUCGUCGGGAAAAAGUGGAUAAUAACGUCAGCGCAGUGCGCUCUCAGGAUCCACGUGAAGAGCUUUCACGUGAGGGCUGGCACGGCUUGUUAUCACGCGGGCGGUGUCAUCUACGGCGUUAAAGGCGUCGUAAUACAUCCCGCUUUCAACCAGAAUAAUUACGACUACGAUGUCGGUAUAGUCGAGCUCUCGGAAAGCAUAGUGUUCGACGAGACGAAGCAACCGAUCCAGUUACCGAAGCUGCACUCGGAAAUCCAAGAUGGUGCCCAGGUUCAAGUACUCGGUUGGGGCGCGUCUGUGUUAUUAGGUCCCGUCUCGGACGAACUUUUAUGCAGCACGAUGCAGAAAAUUAAUAACGAGGACUGCCGGCAAGCGAACGGGGCUGACUUAUUAACGCACAGAAUGUUCUGCACCUUAUCAGACCACGCUAGCGCCUGUGUCGGGGAUUCUGGCUCGCCUCUCAUUUUUAACGGCAUCUUCUUUGGCGUAGCAUCGUGGAGUCAAUCAUGCCAAUUAGAAUAUCCGACAGCAUACACUGCCAUAUCCGAAGUGAGAGACUGGAUCAUCGAAGUGAUAGAACAUAGCGAAUGAUUACAUCCAUUUUCAUGUACUUUUUAUGGCGCACUACUACUAGUAAUAGCCACGAUCCGUUAAAGUGUCUUCAAGACACUUUGCAUACCAUUAAGGCUUCCAUUAUAAAUAGAGGGUACUAUUUUCAAUGAUACAAGGGACGCUGACAAUACAGAAAAUUAAUUGUUAAUACUGAGACACUGUCGACCUUCAUUUUGAAUUUUCUUUUAAUGCAACCCUCGAGAACUAUCAAACGCAUAAGUUACUAAUAACGUGAGACAACUAGGAGGAAGAUGCCAAACAACCGGGACUCUAAAUUUAUUCGGGAAAUGUUAUUCGUAUUUAUAGGACCUCUUCUUUUUAGGACAUUUAGCAAAGAAAUCACUUAGCAUUUGUUUCAACGUGCCACAUAGGCACGCUUUGUUUUCUACCGUUUAAUAUUUUGUGCCGUAAGAAGCAGAGAGAAAGUAUUAUCUACGAAGGAGGAUAUUUUUCUUGCUUUAUUUUAACAUUAUGUGUUUUAUAGUUCAUUACUUGGGAAAUGAAUAAAGUAUACUAAUUUUAUAUUA
This is a messenger RNA of Megalopta genalis, 1396 nucleotides long. RefSeq names its product trypsin 3A1. Gene Ontology annotation, molecular function: serine-type endopeptidase activity. Gene Ontology annotation, biological process: proteolysis. The record is from RefSeq and is a predicted model, not a curated record. NCBI's taxonomy places the organism in Eukaryota, Metazoa, Arthropoda, Insecta, Hymenoptera, Halictidae.